UGGCCCUUGCAGGCUUCUUCUGCCCAUGACCACAUCCGUCUCAUGAUUGAUCCAUUGCUACAAGCUCGAGAUUUGAACUUUUUGACACUUCGAUCCAACAACCAUCUUCACGUCCACCACCGCCAAUCGCGCCGAGAACCCUGUUCCGGGCCGCACCGAAUACGCUUCACACACAAUCCAACCGCUGCGAAUCCAAAUGCCUCCUCGGAAGCGCGCUCGUGGGAGCCAGGCCGCUGCCACGCCAACUCCGGUUCGCGACGACGAUGCCAUGGACGUCGAUACUCCCCCGGCCGGUGACAACGCCGAUGACGCCGGCGAGACAAAAGAACCUGAGAACAACUUCAACGAGCUAUGGACCGAUGACCAGGUCGCCUCGCUCUUCAAGGGCGUCAUUCGAUGGAAACCAGCAGGCAUGCAUAGACAUUUCCGAAUGAUUGCGAUCUCAGAACACCUUCGAAAUCACGGCUUCGAUCCCGACCUGUACCCGCACACGCGCAUUCCCUACAUCUGGCAGAAGUUGCGCACGUACUACAACCUCGAAGUCAUCGACGAACGGGAGAACUUUGACGAAGACGAAACCGAAGACAGGUAUGUCGAAUUUUCGCUGCCCAGGGAUCAGUUCCUGGAGUCCAUGAUGCAGCGCGCCAUCGCGGACCCGAGCGAGGCUCCUUCGUCUCCCCCGCAGCUCGAGCUGUCGCCAGCACCUUCGCCCCCCAAGAAACGCAAGCGAGGUGACACGGUUUCCAAGACAAGGGGCACCUCGGUUGAGGAUACAGAGGAGGGCACGGAUGCGCAAUCGCCAGCUACAAAGGGCAAGAGAAGCUCAAGUCGACGGAAGCGCGCAGCCAGUCAAGCCAAGACUGAGAAGCAGGAGAAACAAGACAAACAGGAUAAGGUCGAGAAGCAAGAAAAACAGGAGAAGGCUGAGAAGCAGGAAAAACUAGAAAAGCAGGAGAAGCAAGACAAGUUGGAAAAGCAAGAGAAACAGGAGAAGGCCGAGAAGCAGGAGAAGGCUGAGACGACCGAGGAGGAAGACGAAGAGGGAGAGGAAGAAGAAGAGGAAGCGGGCGACGGGGAUGAGAGUGGAUCGAGUGACGAGGAAGAGGGAAGUGCUGAGGAGAGUGGUACUCCUGUGUCAAGGACGACGAGGGGUGCGAAUGCGAAUGCUAAUAAAAGCCGGGGUGCGGCGACGGCGACGGCGGCGAGAACGCGGGCAAGAGGGAGGAGAACUAGACGGUGAAAAAUGACACGGAGCCAUGAUGACUGCAUUGCAGUAUCGGGCUUACAGCUUAGAUACCCCAAAAUUACUAUUAUUCUAAUCAACCAGACCUCUUCAAGA
Molecule: messenger RNA, 1339 nt
Organism: Ilyonectria robusta
Lineage: Eukaryota; Fungi; Ascomycota; Sordariomycetes; Hypocreales; Nectriaceae
Product: chromatin modification-related protein EAF7-domain-containing protein
Exons: 2
Coding region: 197-1240 (347 amino acids)
Biological process (GO): regulation of transcription by RNA polymerase II
Cellular component (GO): nucleus; NuA4 histone acetyltransferase complex
Source: RefSeq, a predicted model, not a curated record